AUCUCAUCAUAAUCAAGGUGUAAUUUUUCCUUCUCCUCGGGCGUCGAGCGGUCCUGUACUGUUGGAGAGGAAUCCAUGAGCGUAUAGGAAUAUUUACAUUACAGCCGUAGAUUCAGCUGUAUUUAAGCUUAUCUUCAACAAAAGAUCUUCUCGUUGACAUAAACAAGAGCAUGACUCAGAUUCCUGAAAUCUCUGAAAAAAGUGGUGAUCCAAUCAAGAUUGGAACGGUCGGCACAAUAGGCUCUUUAAUGUCCCAGGAACUAGAUUCCAUGAACUCAGCCCAAGCAGCUUCAUCCUCUCAAAAUAAAAAUUUGACCACCCCUCCUUGCCUUCCCUGUGUUGAUACCUCUAGCACACAACCAAGUAAAAUUCAAUCCAACGAAGCCAGCAGCAGCAACAACCACAAUGCUCAUCCUCACCACCUUUCUAACUCCCAGAAACUCAACAAGCAAAAACCUCUGAAAAAUGGCCAGCGAGCUCCAAUUUUGACCAACGAAGCCAUCCCAGACAAGAAAACUAGAAGAAACAGGCCCAGCACAAAAGGACGGCGCACUUACAUCGUUGAAGUUGUGGAUAUUAAGUGCGGCAAUCCUAUGAGCAGCAGGCUGAAGAAGUUUGGCUUCACCAAAUUAUCCGAAACAAUUGGUUAGUUUUGCAUCAGUUUGUUGCCAUGAGUUCUUUGUUUUGUGCAGCCUGUUCCCUCAACAACUAAGCAUAUGCUUCUGCUGCUGAGUGCCUUAUUCUUCUGGAGCCUAAUAUGAGAUCACUUUCUUUGACUUGUGAGCUCCUGCGGUGAUUUUUUUUCGGAUUUUUAUGUAUCCCAUCUUCCUGGAAGAGGAAGGUUUCAUAAUUUUACUUUUCCUACCUCACCUGUAGAAGUUUAAUCUGGGAGAAGAGAAACAUAAUUCUAGUUUAGGAAAGUUGUUGGACACAUAAAUGUUUAUUUAGAUGAAGGAUAAGGAACUCAUACUAAUUCUGUGACAUUCUUCCUAUG
Phalaenopsis equestris is the source of this 994-nucleotide messenger RNA. RefSeq lists its product as uncharacterized. The transcript is spliced from 2 exons. The record is from RefSeq and is a predicted model, not a curated record. Bases 171 to 650 code for a protein of 159 amino acids. Lineage: Eukaryota; Viridiplantae; Streptophyta; Magnoliopsida; Asparagales; Orchidaceae.